AUGAGAGGCUUUCAGCGCUGGGUGGGCUCGCGGGGACUGGACCCUCACCGAGACGGCCACCGUCGCGUGAGAGUCUCUGCAGACUGUUCACUCGCUCUCCGCGAGUGGAAAAGGCCAGGUUUCUUGUCUCAGGGCGUUGCCAUGGGGGCAGUUUCAGCCAGGAAGGUGAUUUCCACAGAUGCCUCUCUUUCCGGCUGGGGGGCCACCCACGAGGGCAGAACAGUGAAUGGGGAAUGGGGCCCUCACAUGCGCUCCGCCCACAUAAACUGUCUGGAACUGCUGGCGGUUCACCUGUCGCUAAAACACUUUCUCCCUUGGCUGAGAGGUCAUCAUGUUUUAGUGAGGUCAGACAAUUCCACCGUUGUGGCCUACAUCAACAGACAGGGGGGUCUGGGGUCCCGCAAGUUAUACACACUGGCACACAGACUGAUAGUCUGGAGCAGUGUCCACCUGCUGUCACUGAGAGCAGCUCACGUGCCGGGGGUCUUGAACUUAGGAGCAGAUCUUCUCUCCAGGGGCAACCCGCUGUAUGGGGACUGGAAGCUUCACCCAGAGGUGGUGAAGCAGAUCUGGCUGCGAUUCGGUCAGGCGACCGUGGACGUUUAUGCAUCCAGGGAGAAUGCUCAGUGUCCCCUGUUUUACUCGCUGCACGAUCAGAGAGCUCCACUCGGGGUGGAUGCUCUAGCUCACGAGUGGCCGAGAACCCUCCUCUAUGCUUUUCCCCCAGUGGCCCUCAUUUCUCCAACUCUGGCCAGAGUGAGGGAGAGAAGUCACUAUAUGAUCUUGAUAGCCCCGCACUGGCCAGGGAAGCACUGGCUGGCGGAGAUUUUUCAGCAGCUGUGCGGCCCUCCUUGGCCGUUACCACUACGCAGAGACCUCCUGUCUCAGGCACAGGGAGAAAUAUUCCGCCCCCACCCAGAGAGGCUAGCUCUAUGGGCUUGGCCCGCCCUGAUUAAUAGGGGUAAAGCCUUCUCCACCAUCAAGGUGUAUUUGGCAGCAAUUUCAGCCUGCCAUAUUGGUUUUGAGGGAAAGACUGUUGGCCAGCAUCCCUUAAUAUGCCGUUUCAUGAAGGGUGCACGGCGUCACGGUGACAGCAACAGCCGCAACAUUCCUACCCUGGUCAAAGACAUCAGCAAUGUUGGAGAGGUGUCAUGUGGAAGCUCCCACACUAUUGCUCUGUCAAAGGAUGGACGCACUGUCUGGUCAUUUGGGGGAGGGGACAAUGGGAAACUGGGUCAUGGCGAUACUAAUCGAGUCUACAAACCAAAAGUAGUGGAGGCCCUGCAGGGCAUGUUCAUCAGAAAAGUGUGUGCAGGAAGCCAGUCAUCUCUUGCAUUAACUUCUACAGGACAGGUGUACGCUUGGGGCUGCGGUGCUUGUCUAGGCUGUGGUUCCUCUGAGGCCACCGCACUCAGACCUAAACUUAUUGAGGAGCUGGCUACCACCAGAGUAGUGGACAUCUCCAUUGGGGACAGCCACUGCCUGGCCCUGUCACAUGACAAUGAAGUAUAUGCAUGGGGCAACAACUCUAUGGGUCAGUGUGGGCAGGGGAACUCCACAGGGCCAAUCACCAAACCCAAGAAGGUCAUCGGCCUGGAUGGAGUCGCCAUUCAGCAGAUCUCAGCUGGCACCUCUCACAGCCUGGCCUGGACUGCCCUGCCCAGAGACAGGCAAGUAGUAGCUUGGCACCGGCCCUACUGCGUUGACCUAGAAGAAAGCACAUUCUCUCAUUUGCGCUCCUUCCUUGAACGAUACUGUGAAGGCAUCAACAGCGAGGUCCCUCCUCUUCCUUUCCCCUCAUCCAGGGAGCAUCACAACUUCCUCAAGCUGUGCCUUCGGCUUCUGUCCAAUCAUCUGGCGCUGGCCCUGGCGGGGGGCGUAGCAACGAGUAUUUUGGGCCGGCAGGCCAGGCCACUGAGGAACCUCCUUUUCAGACUGAUGGACUCCUCUGUGCCAGACGAGAUUCAGGAGGCAGUGAUUGAGACUCUGUCUGUGGGGGCAACCAUGUUGCUGCCACCACUGAGGGAGAGGAUGGAGCUUCUUCACUCUCUGCUACCUCAGGGUCCAGACAGAUGGGAGAGUCUCUCCAAAGGACAGAGGAUGCAGCUCGACAUAAUCCUGACCAGCCUCCAGGACCACACCCACGUGGCCUCACUCCUGGGUUACAGCUCUCCUGCUGAUGGCCCAGAGGUACUUUCAUCUGGCCCUGCCUUUACAGCUCUCCCAGAGCCUGCCUACGGCACCACCACAGGCCACCCCGACACUCACCUGGCCGAGAUUCUCAUGAAGACGCUGCUCAGGAACCUUGGCUUUUAUACUGAUCAGGCUUUCGGUGAGCUGGAGAAGAACAGUGAUAAGCUGCAGCAGGGCACAUCCUCCUCUGACAGCAGCCAGCCGGCUCACCUGCACCAACUUCUCUGCUCGCUGCAGAAGCAACUUCUAGCGUAUUGCCACAUCAACUCUCUUACUGAGGUACGGCUGCGCUCCUCUUUUUUGCAAUAAUUAGAGUGUGUAAACACAUGAUUCUUGAUGCUUAAUAACUUAGAAAAUAGUUUUCACACUACCAAAACAUGGCAGGAUGACGGGAUGGGGGAUUACAACACAAUUUCAUAGCCUCACAAUGUUGUAUUUGAAGACGUUUUUUUAUUUCCGAUUGCACUUUAAUUUCAGAUCAUACAUGGUUGUUGUAAUGAGG
Pundamilia nyererei is the source of this 2695-nucleotide messenger RNA. RefSeq names its product probable E3 ubiquitin-protein ligase HERC1. The transcript is spliced from 11 exons. Bases 1 to 2502 code for a protein of 833 amino acids. NCBI's taxonomy places the organism in Eukaryota, Metazoa, Chordata, Actinopteri, Cichliformes, Cichlidae. The record is from RefSeq and is a predicted model, not a curated record.